Chelmon rostratus (copperband butterflyfish) is the source of this 2079-nucleotide messenger RNA. Its product is annotated as extracellular serine/threonine protein kinase FAM20C-like. Gene Ontology annotation, biological process: protein phosphorylation. The transcript is spliced from 10 exons. NCBI's taxonomy places the organism in Eukaryota, Metazoa, Chordata, Actinopteri, Chaetodontiformes, Chaetodontidae. Gene Ontology annotation, molecular function: phosphotransferase activity, alcohol group as acceptor. Gene Ontology annotation, cellular component: Golgi apparatus. The record is from RefSeq and is a predicted model, not a curated record. Bases 1 to 1671 code for a protein of 556 amino acids.
AUGAUCAAACCGAACCUACGUCGCUCCUCUCGCUCCGUCUAUCUGGGUCUGGCGUGUCUGUCCCUCGCCCUCCACCUCCUUCUGGCAAUUUUUUGUCUCUCUGUCCUCCAGACCGCUUGUGUCCCUCCCACCUCCUCCUCUUCCUCCAUUCCGAGAGCGCAUACUCAGCACCAUCAAUCUGUCUCCCGCUCCUCCUCCUCCUCUUCAGCUGCCUCCUCCUCCCAAAAAGUGCCAACGAUCCCCCAGGAUGAAGGGCAACACGGCCUGAAUGCCAAAACCCUCCACCCUAAUGAGAAGGACUCAUUCAGUGAUGCCACUGAGAGGGUGAAGAAACUGACUGGAGCUGGAAAAGUGAUUCAAAAGGUCAGGAGUGGUUCGAAGCUGGAGGCGCUGUUCAAGCACCCGCUGUACAACCUGCCACGCCCAGAGCUGCAGGAAGACGAUUGGCUGCUGAGGGUGAAGACCAAUGAACAUGCAAGAGAUGCAGGAAGUGAGGAAGAGGAGCAGGAAAAUAGCAUCAAUAGUGACAGUCAGUGGCAGAGCGCCAGUCAGGAGGAAGGCUACGACAAAGUCAGCUGGACAAGCGACGUGGAGACCCACCCUCCCUGGCUGCGGUUCCACCUGGGCAUCUCUCGCUGGGAGCUGUACAGCAGGAAGGAUCCCAACCUGGCCCAGCUGACUCACUACCUGGCAACACAGCGCAUCCUCGCUGCUGUUCAGAAGACAGGAGGUACCCAGCUCAAACUGCUCAUGUCCUUCCCAAACUACGGACAAGCUCUGCUGAAACCCAUGAAACAAUCCAGAGACGCAGAGACGGACGCAAACCUCUUCUACUUCUCCGACUUUGAAAGACACAACGCAGAGAUCGCUGCCUUUCACCUUGACAGAUUGCUGGGCUUUAACAGGAUUCCUCCAGUGGUGGGUCGACUCAUCAACAUCACCACAGAGAUCAGAGAGAUCACCACAGACCACAGGCUGUCCAGGACCUUCUUCACCUCCCCUGUGGGCAACGUGUGUUUCCACGGCCAGUGCGAGUACUACUGCUCACCAGAGCACCCAGUGUGUGGUCAGCCACAUGCACUGGAGGUUUCCCUGGCCGCCAUGCUACCUGACCUCACCCUAGCUCCCCGCAGGUCCUGGAGGUCACCGUGGAGACGCUCCUACAGCCGUACCAAGCUUGCACAGUGGGAGAAGGACCCGGCCUACUGUGACACAGUGAAACAGACGCCUCCCUACAACCGAGGCACGAGGCUGGUGGACCUCAUCGACAUGGCUGUCCUGGACUUCCUCAUGAGCAACAUGGACAGACAUCAUUAUGAGACGUUUGAGAAGUUUGGCAAUGAGACUUUUCUGCUGCAUCUGGAUCACGGACGGGCGUUUGGCCGUCACUCUCGGGAUGAGCCGUCUAUUCUGGCUCCGUUGCAGCAGUGUUGCAGGAUCCGUCGCUCCACCCUCCUCCGCUUGCGCCUCUUGUCCCUCCCUGGCUUCCGACUGAGUGACGUCAUGCGGGAGUCGCUGGGCCAGGAUCCUCUGGCCGGCGUGGCCCCCCUCCUCUCUGAACCACACCUCUCUGCUUUGGACCGACGCCUUGCGACCGUCCUGCAGGUGGUGCAGACCUGUCAGCAUCGCCACAAAGAUGUUAUUUACAACGACAUGGAAGGAUAUCUAUGAUCCUGAGUCGGGGGGGAAAUGAAUAAUUGAUUUGUCUCGUAUAUCUGUGUUUGCACAUCUGCCUACAAAUGUCAAAACUUUGAUUUACAUCUGAAUGUUUUCCAGUAUUAAGUUUGUCAGCACAGUGAAUUGUGCUAAAAUGGCUUUCUGCUCAGAUCCUCUCAUCUAGAGGGUUUUUGCAGAGGUACACUGUGUGGAGUGUUUCAGAUUUUCACAAAUACUCAGAUCUUUUACUUGAUAAAGCAGCAGAGUGCAGAAAUACUCUGUUACAAGUCAAAUUUGACUUUAGUUAAAGAACAAAGUGGUGAACCCAGGUAAAGGUGGGGCUAAUUUUAAUUACUUUAUCACAUUUAUUACUGCACACUCUGCUGGGCAGAUUGUGAGUUUCACCCUGGGGAUCAGCAACGU